CCGGAAGCCCCGCGGUGACGUCACCCAGACCUCUGACGUCAGUCUCCGAAGUUGCCACGAAUGCAGAGCGGGACGAUGUGGAAGCUGGUGCGCUGCUCCGUGCUCGUGGUUCUGUUCUCGCGGCUCGGUUCGUGCUGGUCGUGGUCCGGAGCGGACGAGCCGCGGGACCAGGUCCAGAUCGAGGUUCUGUUCAGGCCCGAGGAGUGCGGCAGGAGGGCCCAGAGAGGGGAUCUGAUCAACGCUCACUACGACGGCUUCCUGGCCAAGGAUGGGAGCCAGUUCUACUGCAGCCGCUCGGACAAGCAGGGCCACCCGCAGUGGUUCGUUCUGGGCGUGGGGCAGAUCAUCAAAGGCCUGGACAUCGGCAUCAUGGAGAUGUGCGCCGGGGAGAGGAGGAAGCUGACGGUUCCCGCGGCUCUGGCGUUCGGCGAGGCGGGGAAAGGUCCCGUGCCUCCAAACGCCACCGUGGUCUUUGAGGUGGAGGUGCUCUCCGUGUCCAAGGGCCCGCGCACCAUGGAGGCCUUUGGACGGAUGGACCUGGACAAGGACAGAAGUCUGAACAAAGCUGAGGUGAAAGAAUACCUGAAGCUGGAGUACGAAAAGGGCGGGAAGCCUCGGGACGAGCCGUUCUACGAGAAGAUCCUCGCCGACAUCUUCAGGAAGAGCGACCACGACCAGGACGGACUGAUCAGCGCCAAGGAGUACAAUAUUUAUGAACGCGAUGAGCUGUAGUGGCUUCUUACUUGUUGAUUUGGGGACCAUCCAACCACUGGAGCUCCAUCCUCCAUGUUUUCAUGUGUUCGCAGCUUCCAGACGUCUUCUUUCAUCUAUUUUACACUUUUUUAUACUCCGCCGUUUUACUGCAGUUCCUUAAAUCUCAUUCCAGAGAGAAAUAACUGUGAUUUUUAGCGUUUUGGACCCGUGUCAGAUCCAGAACCGGUGCCGUUCGUAGCACAGUUCAACAAAGGGAGGUAGGAAGUCAUGUAAGAUUCGCUGAAUUAGAGAAUCUGAAGAUGUUCUGCAGAACAAAGACUGAAACGGUGAGAUGGAGACAUGCCUGUCCUCCAGUCGACCCGACCCGACCCGACCCGGCCCAUACACAGAACAUUUGAUCACAAAACCACUUCCUGGAUUUUACUAAACACAAAUGCGCUGAUAAUGAUGAUAAAUGAUGUUUGAUUUAAAAAAUAAAGUUCCCAUUCAUCCACCAGC
Molecule: messenger RNA, 1212 nt
Organism: Fundulus heteroclitus (mummichog)
Lineage: Eukaryota; Metazoa; Chordata; Actinopteri; Cyprinodontiformes; Fundulidae
Gene: fkbp7
Product: FKBP prolyl isomerase 7
Exons: 4
Coding region: 61-732 (223 amino acids)
Molecular function (GO): peptidyl-prolyl cis-trans isomerase activity; calcium ion binding
Source: RefSeq, a predicted model, not a curated record